This is a messenger RNA of Hylaeus volcanicus, 6829 nucleotides long. It is a transcript of the gene MnM, whose product is annotated as titin homolog. The transcript has 9 exons. Bases 291 to 4631 code for a protein of 1446 amino acids. The record is from RefSeq and is a predicted model, not a curated record. Gene Ontology annotation, molecular function: protein binding. NCBI's taxonomy places the organism in Eukaryota, Metazoa, Arthropoda, Insecta, Hymenoptera, Colletidae.
CCACGGUCGUCGGCCACGAAGAGGUCCGCCAGUGCUGCACAGAGCCUCGCGCUAUAUCGAGCCGAAUUCUCUCUCUCUCGCUCCCUCUUCGAUUCGGUUCAGCCGUCUUCGUAGACGGGCGCCUUUCGCCUCGACGGUUUUUCCCCCCUUUCCGCGACUAUUUUCAUCGAACUGUCGAUCGAUGACGGGCUUCCGGCUGUUCGAAGUUCCGGAACCAUCGGAAAACUGGCCAGGAACGGUGUGAUCGUCGGGCCAGGCUCGACGUGGAAGAGGAAGAGGAGGAACGGAUCAUGGGCAACACCACCACCAAGAGCCACUACUCGAAGAGCCUGGCUGUCGGCGGCACCUCCAGAAGACCGCGCUGGGAGGGAUCAGGUCUUCCAGCGCCACCAGGAAAACCUAUUUUAAUACCAGGAGCGGACGAGACUCAACCCGAUGUGGUCGGCAUUCGUUGGGAGAGGUCGCCAAGUAACGGUGGCUCGGCCAUUGUCGGCUACCUGGUCGAGCACAGAAGGCUCGGUUCACCGCAUUGGGUGCGCAGUACACCAGGGCUUUGCACCUUUCCGGAACUGACCUUGAGCGGCCUCGAGCCAGGAUGGCGCUACCAAUUCAGGGUCAGGGCGCAGAAUGCUAUAGGUCUCUCGCGGCCCAGCGAGAUCUCCGAUCCUCUAACGGUGACCUUACAAAGGUCCGCCUCUUCAUCACCGUACUUCGAACUUGAGCUCAAGGACACGGUCAUCCUCGAAGGCGAACAGGCCGAAUUCGUGGUACGGUUCAGCGGGUCGCCGCUGCCGAAGAUUUCGUGGUUCAAGGAUGGCUUCGAAAUCUUCAGCAGUAGACGGACCAGGAUUAUCACCGACAGCGGCAGAAGCGUCCUUCUGAUCCACCAAACCGCUCUGAACGACGAGGGCGAAAUAAAGUGCACGGCCACCAACAGAGCCGGCCACGCUAGCACCAAGUCGAAAUUGGUUCUGGAAGCGCCCCCAAAAAUUCGGCUACCACGCCAGUACGAGGACGGUCUCCUUUUCGAACAGGACGAGACCAUCAGAUUGAAGGUGUCCUUGGCUGGAAGACCGCCGCCUAUGGUUUUCUGGUACCACGACGGGGAAUUGAUCCCCAACGACGAGAGGCACAUAUUCGAGACGAUGGACGGCGAAUCGGUGAUGAAGAUACCCGAUGCCAAACGCGUUGACAGGGGAGAGUACACUGUCAAAGCUGUGAAUAAACUUGGGGAGAACACGUCGUCGUUUCUCGUCACCGUUACAGAUCGACCUGCUGCUCCUGGAAAAGCAAUGGUAACGAUGACCCUGGGUAGAUCGGUGACAUUGUCGUGGAAGGAGCCAGAGGACGAUGGUGGGUGCAAGAUAGGCACCUAUAUUGUUGAGUACUACAGAAUUGGCUGGGACGUGUGGCUGAAGGCGAUCACCAGCAGGCAGACCAAAGCAACGUUGUCGGAGUUGAUCGAGGGAUCCGAGUACAAGUUUCGAGUAAAGGCUGAGAAUCCCUACGGUGUGAGCGAGCCAAGCGAAGAGAGUGACGUAAUCUUCAUUCCAGAUUUAAAAAGGGGUAUAAUGACACCUUCCUUGAGCGGGAAGUCGCAGAGCCAUCGGGAAAUCAGAUCGCGUGAGAAACGAGAAGUGAGCUUCGCAGUGCCAACUCAGAGAACCAGAAGCCUGACGAGAGAGGAGGCUCGCACCAGAGAUGACGACGACGAUGGACACUUCAGCCCAAGUAGUCGAUCGGUGUCCGCCCAGAGACUCAGCAGACCAUCCAGAGCAGACAGUAGGGUCACCUUUGCUCUAGACACGUUGGACAAGUCGGAUGCGGCACCUGUUCCUCCCGCUAGGUCGAAGGAUCAUUCCACUUCAAAGCACGAGAGUCGCGUUGAGAAUCAUGUCGACCGUUCAAGUAUCGACGUGAACGUAACCAGUAACGAGAACGUGAAUCUAUACAAGGAAAGUUCAGCUAUCUCGAGGGCCUCCACUACAGUCACCGUUUCGCCACCAAUAGUAGACGAUUCCAGCAGACGUUCAGCAUACAGGGAAUCACGAUCACGAUCGGUGUCCAUAUCCAGGGAGCGUAGCAUGUCCCCCCUCUCCAUGCCUCAAAUUCAAGAAAAGUACGAAGAAGAAAGCUUGACUCGUUCCACUCGCGUUCUACGUCCAGCAGCCAGUUUAACCCUCACGAAGCAACAAGCGGUCGUCGACGAGCCAGAUCCACCCUUCGUCAAAAGUCUCUCAUUGGAGGACAAAUCAAGAUCACCAACCACCCCUAGAGAGGAUGACGAAACUGCAUUGCAUGGGAGCUCGGAGUUCAUGCUGGUCUUGUACCCUGACGACCAGGAUCAGGAUAAAAAACUCGUGGACAUCAGCGACAGGGAAAAAAUGACAAUUAAGAUCACAGGAGACGAAACAGAGGACAUGGAAGACCUCAUUCCACCACCCAUGUCGUUAUCGCUGCCAGAAUUAUUCAGCGCGGAACAUCAGGUGGUGGAGACCCUUCGAGAAGCUGUCAGCUCCACGGAGCUGCUUCACGAACGAGCUAUGGAGCGCUUCUAUCGAGCGGUGGCAGCCGAAGAGGCAUCCGAGGUCGCCAAGAAGAAGACGCAGGUCGAGAGAACAACGGGAGAAUUAGCGUCUACCUUGGAAGAGAACGCAGACCCUGAAGAGGCGCGAAUCUCGUUGCGACGACGAUUGUCCAACCCUGGCGUCACCGCUCAAAACUUGAUCUCCUGGCAGGCGAAGAAGAACCGCAGGAGAUCCAGCGAAAGCCAGGCAGACGCCAUCAAGGCACCCUUGAAGAUCUUAACCCCUAGCUUGAUGUCUACCGCGGAGGCAAGAUCGGAUCCAAACCUUCCUAGUGAACCAGAGACUCCAAUAGGCCAUAGCUGGGGGUUGGACAAAGAGGAGGACGCGGCUUCGCAACUGCGCAGGUGGCACGACAGCAACGUGCCAUUGGUUGAGGAGAAAGGGAAUGAAAAAUCCAUACCCUGGCAAGCCAGCUCCAACGAGGAAGCUCUGCCCAUCGAGGGGGUGGUGCAGACUCCGCUAAUCGCGCAAGCUGACGAAAAGCAGGAGGAAGAGGAAGAAGAGUUGGAGGAGAGCAUCGAGACUUCCGAGGAAUCCUCCGAGGAGAACAGCAGCGCAGAUAGCGAAGAUCUGAAAUUGCUGAAGGCGAGGAUCCUCGCCAGACAAGUGCUGGAAGAAGAGGACACGUAUCAUCCUAGAGGAAAACCAGUUUUACACAUCGAAGUGGAACCACCACCGGUUCCACCUCACAAUGUACCGAUUCUAGACGUAACACCCCCUACACCGACUAAACCAAACGCACCCUUGUCGCCAACUAACGUAGUUCCAAAGUCGAUCCUGAAGAAGCCUAAGGAAGAGCCCAUUCCUGUAAACAGUUUCGGUAGGCCGAUUCCGCCUGAGAAACCUAUUAGGAAGGUACCACCGCAGUCUGCCCAACCAAUGAUCAAGAGAGAGGAAGAUUUUCUUGAUAAGCAGACAGACAUUGCCCCUGAACCAGUCACACACAGGACACCUGUACUGUCGGAAUCCGACACGGACAGCGUUCUGUCGGCAGGAGAGGCGGCCAAGAAUCGCAGAAUACAUGCGAAAGCGCGACCAGCAGCGUCCGAAGAGGAGGUCGACGAAGAGGACAUCGAGGCGCGUAUGGCAGUAGUGAACCAUUACACCGAAAUCGUCAGAGAGCACUCGAGUCGAUACAAUUACAGAAGCUCGGAGGAAAGGAAACUGGGUGACAGUUUGGCCAGCUCUCGAAGGUCGUCGUUUUCGGAGGAUCAGGACGCAAAGGAUCACGUAGCCAAAGAUCGACAAGAAACGGUGAUCCUUGCGAAAUCGAAUAAGAAGCAAGAUGUACGAGGAGCUGAACCGAGUCAACGAACGAAGGUUAAAAAGGAAAGAGAAGUUGUCAAACAGGAGAAGCAAAGUCAACGGCCUAAGAGAAGCACCUCGGGGUCUCGGGGUACGACUCCUGCGCGUGACACAAAAUCUGUGAAGGAGAAACGAUCAAGUCGACCGCCAUCUAGGACCGAAUCUCCAACGCCAAGGUCGAGGAACGUGUCCGUUGAAAGGGUUGCUUCCUCUAGAUCGUCCUCGAAGACCAGAGUCCGUGCUCCUUCUCAAGACAGGAGACCUCCCUCCAGAACAGGCUCCGAGGAACAACGCUACGUCAGAGAAAAGUCCGUCGAGGAAGGAAGUCGAAGGUCGAGGAAGCCCUCUUCUAGGACACAUUCGAGGUCCAGCUCCAGAGACAGGAACAGACCAGAGACGCCGGUAGGGUUGAAGAUGGAACGUCUCCAAAAGGCUCUGGAAAGCAAAAAGUAUCGUCCUUUGCGGCGUGGAUCUGCAAUCGAGAGAGAAUAUUCUGAAGAGCGCGUGCCAAGUCGAUUGAACGAAGGACAGCUGGCGUUGGAGGCUGAGAAAAAUGUCAGAUUCACGGUGGGGUACGUCACGGAUCUGACGUUGCUGAUGGCCGCCGUUUACGUCUACAUUUUCAAGAAAGAAACCCUUGCCAUCCCCUUCAUCGCGCUUCUUCUGUAUAGGAGGAUCCAGCACGAGAUACGCGGACGAGUGUCCCGAGGCUGGUGGUGGUCCAAACGAAAACAAUGACAUUUUUCAUGGUUAUUCUUAGAUUAGGAGAUUUAUCGCGGUACGAUGACGAUAUUCGGAUGCAGUACUAUAGUGCCUGACUGUAUGCGAAGGAAUCAUCCCAAUUAAUGUUCAUGUUCAUUAAAAUAGAUGUGAAAAUAAAACUCGAUUGGGCGAACUUCAAAACGGAGCUGCAUGCGUAUUGGCGUGGUAGUCGCAAUGCAAACCAAAAACAUUUAUGCUUCUCGUAGUAUUUACAUGAGAGUUUGAUCGAUGGAUUGAAGAGGAUUUCUUGAUUAAAAUAAAACCAAAUCAUUACUUUUUUCCUUUUUAAGGAAAUUAAAUAAUGUUUUGCAGUUUGUACUUAAGAAUAAUGUGGAAAAAAUCCCUUUUACCAUAUACACAGCGCGUUUUAAAAUCUCUGGCCACGUUUUGACUAUUAAUGAAGGAUUAAUUAAAACCUUAGUUGUUGUACACUCAACGUUUAGCAUAAAUGUAAUAUUAAUUAACAUUUUGAUGAAAAUAUUAUUUUAUUUGUGUAAUUACCAAUUGUGCAACCUCCAAUUACAGUAAUGUAUCAAAAAGUAUUCAGGAUGUAGAAUUAAUUAUAAAUUCUUCCAAUCAUUCCAGAAAAAAACUCACAACAUAGUAACAAUUAACAAUACUUCGAAUAAGGAGUUGUUAAGAUCUGUUUUCAUCAGGGAACACUAUUAAUCUCAUUUAUAAUACUCUGAUAGUACAAUGAGAAAUAUGAAAACUUUCACACUGAUGGUGUGCGGCACCACUUUGAAGUUUAUCAACCGAGCACCUACUCAUUCUUAGAUUACCUUGUUGAACGUUAUAUAUCGAACCGAAAUAAUGCUAAUAAUAAUGAUCAAUAUAAAUGUUUCUUCGAACAAUAUUUCUGCUAAUUUUCAUAAAAAUAUUGUAAUUUAUAUAAAAAAUAUAAGCAUCCUUGUAACGCGUUAUCGGAAUUCCGGAGUUACAUGAUGAAACAUAUUCCUUUAAUUACAGUGGUCAGACUUUAAUAAACCAAGAAUUGUUUACACAAUAUAAGUUUCGCUAUCAUUGUAGAUAACAAAUUAUAAAUACAUUUAUUUAUUUAAUACUCGCAAGAUUCUUAGGAAACAAAUGUAAAUUUCGUAAAAGGAAACCGAUAAUUUAUUAAACUACGUUUUCUGUAUAGAUUAACAUAUUGUCAUGAAAAUUGGUAGAAUCAUUGUUCAAAGUAUAUACUUUUAAUAUAUAUAUAUAUAUAUAUAUAUAUAACAUAUUUUUAUGACACGUUUAGUAUUGUCAGAAAAAAUUCUGAAAUGUCACACGUUACUGAAUUAGACGUCUGAUGAUUUUCCUUAAGACAACAAAAUGAAUCUGAAAUGAAUGAAAUGAAUGAAAUGAAUUCGUGACCAACCUCGCAAUAAUGGAAAUUUUCGAUCCCAAUUUUUUGCGUAUAGUCGAGCACUAGUGUGGUCGCAGAAAGCUGUGGUGCACGCGGAAGAUCACUACACAGAUGGGAUUCUCGACCUUCGACAUUUCGCGAUUGAGCUGAAGAAAUCUUUGAUCCUCGGACGGCAAGGGAGUUUCUCUAAAGAGAUUCUCGACCUUCGAUAGUUCAAGAUUGCGAUGGGAUUCUCGACCUCCGACGGUACAACAUUGUACCCCUCGAAUCCAUCAUGGCAGCCUGUCAAGUACGACGGCGCGCCGAUUAAUGCGGUUGAGCCGCCAAUAGCUUGGAAGAGCCAAUUGUUCGCAACCAAUUAUUGUAUUUCAUUCAGAAAUUAUGCACCAAAACGCGUACCAAAGAAGAUAGCGUAAUAUACGUAUGUGUUAAGAGAGUAUAUUUAACGACAGACAGCAUAUCAUUAUAAAUUAUUCUUAUUUAUUCUUAUUUAUUAUUAUAAUAUUCUUACCGUCUUUACUCAUAAUAAAUAUGUACAAAAUGUUCUGUUGAAUUUCAAUUUGAAGUUUAUCUAUUUCCAGGCCCCUUUACAACACGAAUUCGAUGAUAGAUGAAUAUGGUUAUUUCCUCUGGUUUUGUUUUAUAAAGGAGAACUGUUCGAUAUAGUUAUAUGUAUUUUUUUCUACCACUAUGUUAUAUUGUUUCAGUUUCAUUUUCUUUUUGAAAUCUAUGUUUCCUGAAGAGGACUCAAAAAUGAGAGUCGAACUGUAGUACAUGUAAACUCAUGUUACUGAUAAUAAAUGAUAAUGUCAAUGAUAUA